Molecule: messenger RNA, 8665 nt
Organism: Lineus longissimus
Lineage: Eukaryota; Metazoa; Nemertea; Pilidiophora; Heteronemertea; Lineidae
Product: vasodilator-stimulated phosphoprotein-like
Exons: 12
Coding region: 687-2183 (498 amino acids)
Biological process (GO): intracellular transport
Molecular function (GO): SH3 domain binding
Source: RefSeq, a predicted model, not a curated record
UUCCCAGUCAGAUGUGUUCCCUACCUGAGAUGCUUCCUGCAUGAGCUGGCAUUUCAUCUAAUCCGACAGGAAACUUUGGAGCUUCAACUCUUCACCAGUUUCCAAUCAGUUUCGCUGAGGAUUUGUUUGAGUUGGAUUCUCUUCUGUUGAUUUUCUAUUUUCAUGCGGUUUUCACUCGUGUAGGCUCUCUUUAACUUUGGUCGAGUACAACUUGAGGCAGCUGCAGUAUUUCAUUCUUUUUCUGAAGAAUUCCACCGAUUUUGAUUGAACUGCUGAGGUGAAUUUGGAAUCUGUCUCGAAUUUAAAUCACUCAGUCAAAUUCCUCUGGGAGAAGUUUCAUUUGUGUACUUUGUGUCCUAAACGAUUUGAUUUGUGAUCACAGCUCUGAUAUCAAAUCCGUCAAGAAGAUUACAUCCGAUUUAUUGGAUUUACUCAUCAAGCUGUUCCCAGUGCACUGGAUCUACACACGUUGUACAGUCACCCUGUACAUUGCCUUCAUGAUUAUACAGCGUUAUCUUGACUGAUUGGUUCAGCAUUACUCAUGCAGUCAUCCCCAGAGGAAACAAACUCAGCCCACGCCAGAACGUUUUCUGAACACACUCAACACAUUGUGUGAUUCGUGCUCUGCAGCCAACGCAGACAUAGGUUUAGACUGGGUCGUUCUUUGUCAGUUGGAUACAGUUGAGAUGCCAGAAGCCAUGGACGGAUCAAAAGAUGAAAUUCCCAGUGAGCACUCGAUAGUAGCUGCGCGGGCAUCUGUGAUGAUAUAUGACGAUGCCAACAAAAAAUGGAUACCGAGUGGUUCAUCUCAAGGCCUUUCCAAAGUACACAUUUAUUACCACUCUGUCAACAAUACGUUUCGGGUGGUCGGACGAAAAUUACAGGAUCAUGAGGUUGUGAUAAACUGUGCGAUCCUGCGAGGGCUAAAGUACAACCAAGCCACAUCCACAUUUCACCAAUGGCGGGAUAACAGACAGGUCUAUGGACUCAACUUCACGAGUAAGGAGGAUGCAGACAAGUUUGCCCAGGCCAUGUGCACGGCAUUAGAAAGCCUAGUUGGUGCGUCUCCGCGGCCGAGUCAGCCGAUCUACCAACAGCCUCAGAUACAACAACCUCCACAAGGACAACCUCAACAUCCUCCACAACAUUUCCAACAGAAUGGGCCAUCAGAGACGCAUGUGUUACCGCCACAGCAGGUGCCACAGCCUCCAGCUGCACCUGAGCCAGAACAGAGGCCACCACGGGAGGACUAUCAGACACAUCAGAGGAAAUCAUCACAACCAACAUACCGAGACCAGAUGAUCGGCACGCCCCAGGAAAGUCAGCCCUCCACUCUACCAACACAAACCCCACCACGCUCAACACCACAAGUGACAUCAGCACCGCCAGCUCCACCACCAGCGCCCCCUGCCCCUCCUGCAGCACCCCCGGCACCCGCCGCACCAGCGCCACCUCCCGCACCACCACUACCAGCGCCAGCUAGCAAAACACCGACAAACACAGGUGGUGCUCCCCCUCCACCAGCCCCUCCACCACCACCCCCUUCAGGUGGAGUGAAGAAAAAUGACGACGAAGACUCAAAUACGGGAGGUUUCGCUGCGGCUUUACGCACGGUCCAACUCAAGAAAACUAACAAGUCAGAAAGUAAAGAUACUGUAGAUAAUGAAAAAGAAACGCGUGGCCACUCGCGAGGACCUUCCAUCCCUGGCGCCGGUGAUAUGAUGAGUGAAAUGGCGCGACUCCUCGCCCAGCGAAGACGGAAAACGGAAGGAGAGCUGGAUGUUGACGGAAGUGGCUCGCAGUCACAGAAUCAAACUAAUGCACCAACCAAUACUUCAACCACUCCAAAUAGUACAGAGAAACGACCGUGGGAAAAGGGGAAUAAUAAUACUAGUAACGGAAAUAAACCAAACGGAUCAGAAUCACCUAAAGUGAAUCGAACUAGUGGCACUCCCACUGACGAGAUCAACUUGAGCUGCAGGACCUCGUCGUUAACCAGAUCUCACAGUCUCGCUCAAAAUAAAAGAAUAAUGUCGUUAACGAACCAGGAGCCAAUAGUGAACGGUGCUAUCAGCUCACAGGACUUAGAGAUUAUGAAACAAGAAAUCAUUACAGAAAUGAGAAAGGAAAUGCAAAAAAUGAAAGAAGAAAUUAUAAGAGCUGUUAUACAAGAGAAGAAGUAGGAAAGAUAAAACAAUUAAUAAAUUGAUAUUCUGAUUUUAAAAUCAUAUUGUGCUGGUGCUAAACUUUCAUUGAAGGAGUACAGUACAUUGGUGCAAUGCUGUACUGUAUGUAUACGCGAGUAUACUUCUCAUCUUAAACGGCCUGUACCAGUCGAUGCUCGCCCAGGCGACGCCAACCAUGCGCGGGCAGGGAGAGACGUUUGCCUCAUUCUGGAUUGCAUCGUGUUACCCCAAGUUUCCGAUUCCAAUGAUUUUAGACGUUCUUGAUUGAUGUUUCGAUUGGACAUCUUUUCAUGUUCAUGUUAGUAUUAUCGUGAAUGGAUAACACCUGAUAAAUAGAUGACUCUUGACUGACAUAGCUGGGGGUAUCUAUUUAAGGUAUGAUUCAUACAGCGGAUGUGGUUCUAUUUAUUUUCAUAGCAUGAAGGUAGGAUACAGAGAGAGGAUUACGGAGACAUGGAUUAGAGAGAAUGGAGGAAAGGAGGGGUUUAUGUACAUAAUGAACGAAGGAUGCACUGAUGUGUUCUCUCAACACGUAAACGGUUCAAUACAUGACCCAAGAAAUAAUUAAUAUAAUAAACAUUGUAUAGUUAUGCAUUUAUUUUGUAGUCUAAAGCUAUUUAAUGUAUUGUCACUAAUACUGCCAAACUCUCAUAUGGGCAGGGCCCAUCCUUCUAGUGGUACAUUUGCUCCUCAGUUUGACCUGCACGCGCUUUAGUUGACUGUAUAGGCUCUCUUAGUUAAUAUCUCAAUUGAUCAUAUGCCACAGCACCAGCUUCCUUACAUGUAGGUAAUGAAUUGAUAAUAUGAUCAGUUUGAUAACGUCAAUGACAUUAGUAGUACACCUCAAAUCAAGUUGAUGAGUUUAAGACUAAUUGUACUAUCUAGCAUAGUGUCAGACAUCAUCGGGAAGUUAGAACUUGUCAGAUGUGUGCUGUAAACUUGAUAUGAGGUGUAUACCCUUCAAAUAGUGGUGUGGCUUAGUUCUGUAUGCAACCACCAUGACAAUAAUUCGUUCACCAGGAUUCUGUGUAUCGCAUGAUUCUUACACAUAAACCUGUUCUUAACGACGAGAUGGAUAUAUGCUUCGCCAAGAGGCUUGAGUUACAGCAGGGUCAUUGGCAGAAUUGGUUGUGCUCUUUGUUCGGGGAGAGUGGUGUACAUUGUUGGUAUGGAGUGUAGUGAACAUGUAGUGUUGUUUUUGAUAACUUUGUACAUAUGAAAUGCUGCCUUCAAUAGACUGGAUAACAUAUAAUACUCUUGAUUUGUUCUUAGUUCUGCUGCUAGGUGGUGCUGAUAACAGAUUUGAGCUGGGUUUUGGUUCAGAUGAAAAUGUCAUUCCAUUUUGGAAGUUUGCAGUUGAGUGAAAUGAUGGUAGACAAUUCUAGUCCUUAGCUUUGUUCAAAUCUAGUUGUUGUCCCAUUGGCUGCUUUUGACUGAUAAUAAUAAAACUUGCAAUCCCAGUGUAAUAACUUAGUAAAACUGUACAUACUCUGGUGUAUAUUGAUUAUAUUAACUCAUAUAAGCCGCACUUACACCACAUGAAAAUGGACCACCAAUCUUGGUUCGGGAACCAAUGCCGCACCAUCGAAAAUCCACCAAGCGCUUACACCAGCGCUGCAGCUAGUUAUAAAAUCCGGCUACAGAUGGCGCGCAAACAAUAAGCAGUACGCGGAAAGCCUUGGCAGAAAGCGCCAUUUCGAAAGCGCCGCCUGGAGCCGAACCAUCUAACUAGCUAAUUGCCGAUCCAUUUGCGCUUACACCACGACAAAGCCGAGCUUUUAACAAGCCGGGCGAAUUUGGACCAUCAAGCUUGGUGGGACAAAUUCGCUCGGCAAUUUGUAUCGGCAAUGGAUUGCCGAACCAAUUUGUCGCGGCAAUGUGGUGGUGUAAGUGCAAUUGGUCCACCAAUAUUUCGUGGUGUAAGCGCAGCUAUUGUGUUGGCGCUGUGUAUAUAUUUCAUAAUUAAGCAAUAAGAUGACUUGGUUGAAUGCUGACUCUGCCAGUGGUUCAUGCUGUAACUCGUGUGAUUGUCAACUGUGAUCACUAUACUCUUCUCCAAGUUCCUUAGAAAUGCUCAUUUUGGCCGAGACUUUUUUGGUCAAGUUCGAAGAGAGUCCCCUCUAAUUAUCAAUCUUUAUGUUAGUCCUUGUCACCCGUGUUUAUUCCACUCCCAACUUCAUUGUGACCAUGAGGCUCCACACACUGGAUAGGACUUGCAUGGAUUAUAAGUUAUGUUGCAUAAAAAUCAAUCCAAAAACAAAUAAGUGACAUAAAAAAGUGACAUUUCUCAAGAACUUGGAUAACUUUAGGUGUUGUAUGAAAAAUAGUCUAGAUACAGCUUGAGAAAGUUGUGAAUAGUACUGAUAUAGGUGAGGGGCAUCGUCAGAUACUCCUUGGUAUGUCUUGAACAAGGUUAACCUAUUACUUGUUUUCAGUUGGGUGUUUUAAAAUGUAUUGAAUCAUGGAGCAGGAUAGGCCCUAUAAAUAUCCUAAGAAAGUGUUGCUUGCUUGCACAUAGUACUGAAUGAUGCAUGUACAUUUGGUCGCUUGAAUACUCACAAUGCUGUAUGCAUUCUACACUAGUCAGCUUCUAUAGCUUUCCUCCAUAAUUGCCCAAUUUGCUUUUGUUUCUAAACAGUACAACGAAUGCUUUGCUUUUUAUGUGCAAAUGAAGUGUUGUGUUUGAACUUGGAUGUCAAAAUCGAAAUAAACUUUGGAGUGGAAGGAAAAUCACAAGCAGCAUUGAACUCAUUUUCAUCAACUUAGUUUCGAGUUCAAAUAUCUGAGAUCUGGCCUGUUCAAUGCGAGUGAUUACAUCUUAAUAGUGCCAUCUGCAGGCUGGUACUGAAGUUAUCAUCAUGUUCAAAAUGUCACAGCUUUUGGGUACAAGUCAUGAUUUCGUAAGUGCCUUGCUAUUUUUAUGAUCAUUUCAAUACAGCUUUGACACAUACUGUACAGACAGGUAUGUUCUCGUCAUUCUCGAGAUUGAGGGAUUCCAAGGAUCACUUCUUGGUUUCUAUUCUUGGCUGUCUGCGAGAGUAUUAGAAGAUUGACAGAAUUUGCCAAUAAUACGUAUCUUUCCUACGUCUAAAGUUUGAAAAAUAUGAAAUGUAAAAAAGAGUUAAUUGAAUGUGUGUAUCAUGUAGCUUUAUACUGAUUUCUGCUCAUGUAGUUGGUUUGUGCAUGCUUGUACUGUCGAGACCACUGAGGAUCUUGAUGGGAUGUGAGGGUUCACUAAUGUUACAUCAACCAGAUACCUUCAUUAACCUUAAAUAUUAUCAUUUGAGCUGGACCUCACAGUCGAGGUGGCGUUCUCAACUUCCACACUUUACCGAACAAUCACAAACAAUGCUCAUGGCUUUGACAAUGAUUACGGAACAUUGGCUACUUUUAAGCAAUUGAAUUUGCCAAUAAAAAUAUUAAUGAACUUCACCAGUAUUGUGCAUGAGACUUACUACUGUUUCCUUAAUCAUGACAUGCAAUGGCUUAUACAGGCUAAGUAAUUCAACUCUAACACUGUGAAUAAUUCACUAUAAUCUUGAUUAGGGGUUCAAAUAUGUAACAUAAUCAAGUAAUUUAUGAAUGAAUUGUGCUACACAUCCAACUUGCGUCAUCCAGUUAGUUUGCUGUUGACAAUGCCCUGUUUUGAGGGCUAAAUAUGCCCUGUAAACAAGCCAUUUCUCUCACUGUGCAACCUGCAAUCAUCAUGGGGGUGCUCAAUGAAACCAUCCGUUGAUAGAGGUAGAACCCAAGCUCAUAGGGUGGGUUCAAAGCUUCAAGUGUCUCGCCUAGCUCCUAUUGGAAUCUCCUUCACACUGGCUCUUCAAAUUGAAUAUUGCGUUGACAGGGACAAGAGACUCGUGGCAUUCUACUCUGGUAAAUAAAGGGUGAAAGGAAGUGAGUAAGUGCCUUUCAUCCUCAUGAAAUGUCUAGGACAAUGAAGUGCGACAAGGUGUCUGUCGCCCAGAACGUGUAUAUUCAGUUUGCUGACCAGGUCAUCCUUGUGUAUACUGUAAGACUUCUGUCGGAGACAUUGGGUGAUAUGAAUAAAGACUAGCAAAUGCUUUUACUCCGGUUUUGUACAGAAAGGCCUAGUGUAAAUGUACAUGGAGAUUUAGAUAAAAGCAUUUGCUAGUCUUUAUUCAUAUCACCCCUUGUCUCUGAAGGUGCUACUAGCUUGUAAAUGAGAGAAAGGUGGACAUUGCUCAACUUUAGUGAAUGUUCCUUGCUUAUAUUGCACACUCUUCUCUGUGGGCGUGUAUGUAGAAAGAGAUCAACUUUACAUAUAACACAGGUAGUGAAGACAACAAGAGACUUUAAAAAUGUGUUGGAAAUAGUAUUCCAGAAUUCUAGAAUUUCGAUAUUUAGACGGGUCUUAAGAUAUGUUGAUGCUCACCUGCUAGAGCCUUGAAGAGUUUUGAAAUACAAAAAAUGAAUUUUAUCUUAUAUUAAAUAAAAGUAGAUGAGUUAAGAUAUAUUUAUCUGAAACCAUUGGUUCCAAGACGAAAAUUUGGUAUUGAAUCCUUUGACUAAUUCAGUGAUUCUUUGUGCAUGAUGGUCUGCAAGUGAUGAAUUCCAUGACCGUCCACGAUCAGUCCUCAUGUGUUGGCCCUCACAGCUAUCUAAUAUUAUGUAAUGUAAUAUAUAUCCAGCUUCGCAUGUCCAAAUGGUUGAAAUAUGUACCAGUUUUCAUGGUAUUUUGUAAAUAUGAGAAUAUUAUUUGGAAUUUCUACUGGUUUCUGAUCAACUAUGGUGUGACAUACUUGAAAGCAGAGCUGGGUUAAGUCGAGCACAUGUUGAUUAGUGAAAGUGAAACAACUUUGUUUUGAGUACUGAUGAAUGUAAACAGAGUUAGCAGAAAAAUUUCAUUAGUUUAUCCAUUGAUUUAGAGGCAGUUUUGUUGGGUUGCCCUGUAUAAUGUUGUAUAAAGCUUGUUACAGUUUUUUUGUGAAAAACAAUGGAUAUGUUAUUAGUGCUGGCUGGUGAAGUGUUAAGUGUUAUCAAACCAUAGUUGAUGAGAGGUCUGAUACGAUCUGUUGGACACAGAAUAUGGAAGAACUUUGGUUCUAUCUGAUGGUGUCUCUCUGUAAAAUGGAAUGCAAAAGUUAGCUUCGUUUCAUAUAGAAAUCAAGAAAUGUAAUAAGUUAUACUGGAUGUGACUAUUUGCUAUAUUAACUGUACAUGAAAGUGAUUUGUACGUAGAGAAUUUAGAGAAUUCCUGUAGUUUUGUCUCUCUAUCCUGACAUUUUCCUGAAAGGGUCCGAGCUGUGAACAAGAGUGUCACCAUUGUGAACUGUUGCAGUCAUCUGUUGCACAAUUUUGCUGGGGAAGUUUAGCAAAAUCCUUAGUUAGGAGUCUUGAGCUUCUAGUUCAGGUACAGACCAGGGCUCAUUCAAAGGUUUGUAGUGCAAGUCUUAAACUUAGCACCUAUUUGUGCUCUGCCUAUGAUGUAGACCAGAUUUGUCAGGUUGACCACAAAGUUGGGUCUUGUAGCUAGUCUACUUACCUGGCGUGUUGCUAAACCUCCCGAGAUGUGAAGACAGAUACUUUUGGAUUUUCUUGAUGUUUUUGCUUUCAUCAUGUCUAUGAAAAGGCUUCUGCCCAGUUAAGGAGUUAGUGUGAGGUAUUGGAAUGAUAAUCACACUGUCCUGCCUUCAAACAUCUUGAUAUCAUCACCUAAUACCUGGUAACCUUUUGGUUAGUGAGUUCAUUUGCCAAUAAGCUAGUUGUUGUCGUGUUGUUUGAUCUUGUAAGCUAUUCUUUGAACAUCUGGGAUUAUAGGACGAAAUUGGUCAUUCAGACCAUGACGCAGGAGCUGAGUGUACCAGCCUUGGGUUAGGUAUGGACUACUUGUAUCAUGUCUGUCUUUAUGUUAAGGUGCUCACAUUUGCUUCAGUGCAUUGAAGGCAAACACAGCUGCAUGUGACUACGACACAUAGAGUUGCCACCAAACCCAUUAAGGUCAUUGUCUUGGGACCAGAACUCAAUUAUCUUACCAAGGAAACAUUGGCAUCAUCUUUAAUAUCUUGCUUACUGAUGUGCAGCUUUUUGUCGAAUAAGAAAGCUUUGGAGUCUUUAGACCAGUCAUAGACAGAACAAUGAGUUUCUCACCCUAACUUGAUGAGAAACCUUUAACAGAACUCAGCAAGUUUUGCAGUAAGUUUCUCAUUGUUGUUGUCAUCAAGCCUAGGUUAGCUCCGUUGUGGCUUUUGCAUAGACAUUUGCAACAUCAUAACUAACAGGGCUUGACCAUUUCGAUCCAACCACUCUCAAAACCAUUUAUGUACAUUAUGUCAAAUUUCGGAAUGAUGUCCCAUUACUCAUAGUUUCACUCGUGGUUGCGUGGUCUCACAGCCUGUGGAGUUGGUCUUUUAUUUUGCACCUUUUCUACAAUGACUAAUAUGUAUAGCUUUUUAUCAAAAUCCUGUAAUUAUGAAGUUAAACAGAACAAUAAACUAGCUGCUCAUACAAACUGUAAA